Molecule: messenger RNA, 1507 nt
Organism: Orbicella faveolata
Lineage: Eukaryota; Metazoa; Cnidaria; Anthozoa; Scleractinia; Merulinidae
Biological process (GO): regulation of transcription by RNA polymerase II
Cellular component (GO): nucleus
Molecular function (GO): RNA polymerase II cis-regulatory region sequence-specific DNA binding; DNA-binding transcription factor activity, RNA polymerase II-specific
Source: RefSeq, a predicted model, not a curated record
UGACUAUACAAAGACAUGAACACGAACAAAGGGUCAUUACGUUUCAGAUAUGGACUCGAACAAGGAAGCUUGUACUUCUGAUCUAGUUGUGCCACAUUUUUCAUUUAACGAGGAAGAGAGCCUUUUUUUAAAUGAAAUGGAAAUGACAAGUAACAAUGAAUCGAACGCGGACGAUCGUUUCAAUGGCGACAGAGAUGAAAGCUUUGGUUUGGUACCCGAAAACACGACAUGGUCUGUUCAUGAAGAAACAGCUGCAAAGCGAAAACAAAAGGACCGAAAUCAUCUCUCUUGCAAAUUAACCGCAAAGUUGAGCGACGAGAAGCUUGAAAAGAUGUCUCUUCAAACCUUGAACAAGAAAUCCGACACACUGGUGCGAAAGUUUAGAAAGCGACGACGAGUUCUCAAGAACCAAAAAUACGGCGCUCUAAAGUGUCGUAAGAAAGAUUCACAAAAGACGGAUAAUGUCACGGAAGAAAAUGCGGCUCUUGAGUUAAAAAUUUUGAAGGCCAAGGAAGAAUUGAGAAACGUCGCCAGCGAAAGGGAUGAAUACAAACUGAAAUGCGAGAGAUUAAACGAAACUUUGGUCGCCUGCCAUUCAAAAGGACAGUAAUGGCGUCCUUGACUGACUCGUUUCGAAUAACUUCCUUCUCUUAGCAACGAGUAUCCAAUUUAAUUUUCACGGUGAAGAAUACUUUUCAAGAAUGUUGUAAUAGUAUUAAAAGAAUACUUAAGGUAGUUACGACUAUAUCAAAUGGAAGAUUCCUGGUCACGCAGUGUCUAAUAUCAAGAUGUUCUCCUGAUAUUGUUUGGCUAAUAUAUACGAAGAUUUUUAUUUCAAACCGAAAAUUUCCUGCGUUUAGACUUGCGAAAUGUUGAGCGAUAUUACUUUCAGACAGCGAGGAAUCGAAUUGGAUCAUGACCUAGCUGUUAUUUCCGCAUCACAAGCUCACCACAAGGAAAUUGUUACACCUGAUAAAGCGAGAACUGAUGGGAAGGACGAUUCAGUAGAGCGGGACCAAAAUGAUCGCUGCUCUAGCUGUUUCAGCGAGAGAGAAUGACCUUCUAGAGACGAGAAUGGAAACCUGGCAGCUGUCCUGCAUUUCUCAGCAAUCAAUUCCUCGACUAUCAGGGGAUUCCGCUUUGAUCGAUCCAAGCAAAUCGCCUGUUUACGUUAGAUGGAGUUAAAUGCUACGCCUUAAGGAAUUGACUGCGGGCGCACUUACGGGCCCACAUAUAAAGUCUAUAGACAUUAAGUAUAAGCGUAGAGCUUGCAAUAAGUGGUAAUUGAUGUAGAAUUCUAAUCAUGACUUCAGUAAGAAUUUUUUCCUUCUUUCCACAAAAGGAAUUAACCGCCUAAAGCUUGUAGACAUCGGCCGAUCGGCAUAGUUGUAGUUUAUCACGUCUUUUGGGCCGUGUCUUUUUAACACUUAAUGCCCGGGAAUCAGUGUUUAUACUGCUUUCAUGGAAAUUUUCUUGGGAGAAAGAAAUAUGUCUGGUUGUAAUCCUA